Rotaria socialis is the source of this 267-nucleotide messenger RNA. Lineage: Eukaryota; Metazoa; Rotifera; Eurotatoria; Philodinida; Philodinidae. The record is from the annotation of a GenBank genome assembly.
AUGAGUGACCAGAUAUGGACAUAUUUUUUUACUCAUCGUAUUCUUGUUGCUAUUUCAAAUGGUAUGUUUCCAAAGUAUUGGUCAUCUUCUUUUACUAUGAAUACAUCAAUCGUUCUCAAUCAAUCGACCACACUUAUUGAUUUACUUGUUGUUUCUCCUAUUUUAUCAGUAUCAUCGCCAUCAUUAUUUAUUCAACAGCAAUCUCCAUCUGAAGAUAUUCUUUUAGAAUCAUUCUCAGUCGGUAAACCUCUAAUCUAUCUACAAUAG